CUAACCCUCUCUCUCUCCAGCUCUGACUCUAACCUCUCUCUCUCUCUCCCCAGCUCUGCAUAUUGCCGUGACAACAAGGUCCGCGUGGCGAUAAAGAAGAUCAGUCCGUUUGAGCACCAGACGUACUGCCAGAGGACUCUGAGAGAGAUUAAGAUCCUGCUGCGCUUUAAACAUGAGAACGUCAUCAGCAUCAACGACAUCAUCCGUAUGCCCUCCAUUGACCAGAUGAAGGACGUCUACAUAGUGCAGGACUUGAUGGAAACAGACCUGUACAAGCUCCUGAAGACGCAGCACCUGAGCAAUGAUCACAUCUGUUACUUCCUGUACCAGAUCCUGAGAGGCCUGAAGUACAUCCACUCAGCUAACGUUCUGCACCGCGACCUCAAACCCUCCAACCUCCUGCUCAAUACCACCUGUGAUCUAAAGAUCUGUGACUUUGGUCUUGCGCGUGUGGCUGACCCGGACCACGAUCACACAGGUUUCCUGACGGAGUAUGUUGCAACUCGUUGGUAUCGUGCGCCUGAGAUCAUGCUCAACUCAAAGGGUUACACCAAGUCUAUUGAUAUCUGGUCAGUGGGCUGCAUCCUGGCUGAGAUGCUCUCCAACAGACCCAUCUUCCCUGGGAAGCACUAUCUGGACCAGCUCAACCACAUCCUGGGUAUCCUUGGGUCUCCCUCCCAGGAGGAUCUGAACUGCAUCAUCAACAUCAAGGCCAGGAACUACCUGCUGUCUCUCCCGCUGCGCUGCAAGGUCCCCUGGAACCGCCUCUUCCCCAACGCCGACCCCAAAGCUCUGGACCUGCUGGACAAGAUGUUGACCUUUAACCCCCACAAGAGGAUCGAGGUGGAGGAGGCUCUGGCUCACCCUUACCUGGAGCAGUACUACGACCCUACAGAUGAGCCUGUAGCAGAGGCUCCCUUCAAGUUUGACAUGGAGCUGGAUGAUCUACCCAAAGAGACCCUGAAGGAGCUGAUCUUUGAAGAGACGGCACGCUUCAACACAGUCUGCAGUCCUAACCCAUAGAAUCAGAUAAAACUCUGGACUCUCCUCCUCUCCUCGUUGUGUGCUGUGGUUCCUCCUGUCUUCAGCAACGCCUGUAUACUCCCCCGCC
Molecule: messenger RNA, 1111 nt
Organism: Coregonus clupeaformis (lake whitefish)
Lineage: Eukaryota; Metazoa; Chordata; Actinopteri; Salmoniformes; Salmonidae
Product: mitogen-activated protein kinase 1
Exons: 7
Biological process (GO): intracellular signal transduction; protein phosphorylation
Cellular component (GO): nucleus; cytoplasm
Molecular function (GO): MAP kinase activity; ATP binding
Source: RefSeq, a predicted model, not a curated record